AUGGAUAUUUCGAAAUACAUUAUUUUACUACUUGUUUGCUCCUUUCACAUACAAAAUUCCUAUGGAAAAUUCAAGAUUCUUGCUAUAAUGCCAUUUAAUGGUAAAAGUCAUUUUUUUGUAAGUGAUGUACUAUUUGAAGCGCUGGCUCAGCGUGGAAACGAUGUGACUGUGCUUAGUCAUUUUCCUAAAAAAACACCCGUGAAAAAUUAUCACGAUAUUAGUAUGUCUAUGGAGGACGAUGCUGGUAUCCAUAAGAUAAAUAUGGAACAUGUAACAUCGACAUUCCCGUUUUUUACACUCAAAGAAUUAUUCGAAAGCGGCCUUCAAAAGAUUUGUCGCGAAGGUCUUUCUCAUCCAAAUGUUCAAAAGUUACUUAAAUCUAAGGAACACUACGAUGUGAUUAUUAUAGAGAUGUUUAAUACAGACUGUUUUUUGGGCUUUGUACAUAAAUUUCAAGCGUCACUCAUUUUUAUCAGAACCUCGACUCUGCCAAUUUGGCUUAGUGAACGUACAGGCAAUCCUGAAAAUCCUUCUUAUAUACCCGGUACAACGUCUGGCAAUCCAUCGCGCAUGAGCUUUCUUCAGCGGCUUGACAAUAUCAUUUAUUAUAUUAAUUAUAAACUGCUUUAUUGGUUUUAUAAUAAACGAUGUGAGGCUGUAGCAAGAGAACACUUUGGCGAUGAUAUGCCAAACUUACUUGAUAUAGCUAGAAAUGCAAGCUUUUAUUUAAUCAAUUCGUAUUUUGUGCAUCAAUAUCCAAAACCAUUAUUACCAAAUACUAAAGAGAUUGCUGGGAUGCAUGUGAAAGAGCCAAAAAAACUACCACAAGAUUUAGAAAAUUGGAUCUCUGGUGCGACGCACGGCCUGAUCUACUUCAACCUCGGCUCAAUGCUCAGGAUUUCAACUAUGGCUGAGGAUAAAAGGUUGGCCUUUCUCGAAUCUUUUGCUCAGUUACCACAUCGGGUGCUCAUGAAAUGGGAAGAGAAGGAAAAUACAGCUGAUAUACCUGACAACGUUAAGCUAACCACGUGGUCCCCGCAAAAUGACGUUUUACAUCAUCCGAACGUGAAGCUUUUUAUAACACAUGGCGGAAUGCUGGGAACUGUCGAGGCAGUUCACGCGGGAGUUCCGAUGAUAGCCAUUCCGUUUUAUGGUGAUCAGCUGACUAAUGUGGUUUUACUCGAGGAAAGAGGCUUAGGAAUUGCUUUGCGCUAUAAGGAUAUUUCAUUCGAAACAAUAAACAGAACUUUGCAUAAAGUUCUCUAUGAUCCUGGGUAUGCCAGGCGGGCCAAGGACAUGUCAGCGGCGUUCCGUGACCGUCCCAUUUCGCCCCUCGACGAAGCCAUCCACUGGGUCGAGUACGUCGCACGGCACAAAGGAACGGCUGCCGAGUCUUUGCUCCAGAGUCCGGCUCACGAACUGGCGUUUUACCAGUACCUUCUGCUCGACGUCUUGGCCGUUCUCCUUCUCGGGCUGCUCAUCAUUUUCUUCAGCGUAUGCCUCGUCGGCAGAUUUUUAACGAGAGUAAUGGCCGUCCGGUGUCGCGGGACGAGCGAGAAAAAAACGAAAUAGAACGCAGAAUCGAGUUUUUCUUUUAUACGGCGUUAGUGCCAAUGAAAUUUCGUAGUGGUAACGAGUAUUAAAUGUAAUGAGA
Messenger RNA from Ceratosolen solmsi marchali, 1654 nucleotides. RefSeq names its product UDP-glucuronosyltransferase 2B13-like. The transcript has 5 exons. NCBI's taxonomy places the organism in Eukaryota, Metazoa, Arthropoda, Insecta, Hymenoptera, Agaonidae. Gene Ontology annotation, molecular function: UDP-glycosyltransferase activity. The record is from RefSeq and is a predicted model, not a curated record. The coding region runs from base 1 to 1572 and encodes 523 amino acids.